This is a messenger RNA of Leguminivora glycinivorella, 2247 nucleotides long. RefSeq lists its product as uncharacterized. The transcript has 2 exons. Bases 134 to 2179 code for a protein of 681 amino acids. The record is from RefSeq and is a predicted model, not a curated record. NCBI's taxonomy places the organism in Eukaryota, Metazoa, Arthropoda, Insecta, Lepidoptera, Tortricidae.
GCACAGUCAUGUCUUGUCACAAACAUGGUUGAAUAAAUGUAUCAAAAUUUAGGGUUACAAAAUAAAAUUUUCAGUGUCCAUAGUAAUGAAUACAUUUACUAAUUAAAAUACAAGACGACUAACAACAACCGUCAUGGAGCAAUUGUACCUGAUUGAGUUUAUGAUAGACCGAGUGGCGAUAUUUGUAUCUGAAGACAACGAAUCAAAAAGCGCAGAAAACAAGCUCAUAAUUAAAGUUGCAUUUGGGCCUAAGAACCAGUUUAUCAUCAAAGAACAGCAAAUGGCCCAGAAUCCAAAAGUUGAAGAUGACAUCAUUGAAUGUGAUGAGAACGGGCAUAGAAAAUGGUCCAGAAUAUUCAGAGUAGGCAAGUCUUUCUUAUUUCCUAGCUACCCCGAUACCGUACUUAAUAUCUUAGAAAAGUUUCCACUUGAACUGGAAGUCUGGACCGAUGAUGAAAAUGAAAUAAAAGAGUUCGUUGGAAUUGGCACAAUGUUCUGGGAAAAGGAUUUUUACCAGUUACUAAAAGACUCUGCUGAACCCUGUAGACUCUAUCCACCUCUGAGUAUCAAACAACGCACCAAACUCAUGGAUGAGUGUUGUUGUAGGCAGGUUGGGGAAAUCGAUUUUAUUCUUAGAAUAAGUGCUCUAGGUGAAUCGAUUACCACAGAAUUCCAGCAACUAAUGGAAGAUCCAGACAGCUUCGUAUUUAGAACCAAUAGAGCUCCUAGCAUGUUUAAAUGUAGACGUGUAGAAGGCGAUGAUCCUAACUUUACUAUGAUUGGAAGUCUCUACGAGACUACAACGUUAGAAGAUCCAGAUGUGAUUAAUAAUGCCCAGAAGAAAAUUGAAGUGUGCACAGAACUGCAAAGCUGUGGACAAAAAAUUGACGCGGAUCUUCGUUGUGAACAUGAAAAGAAAUCUAAGAAAAGGGAAUAUCCUAUUGAUAAAAUCAAAAUGGGAGACAUUAGAGGUCCAUGUGGUAAUACUAAUUGUGCGCUUGCUCAUAAAGUAAGAUGUUAUAUCAGAAAUCUCGAUGCAUAUAAACAAAAAGCUGGUUCAUUACCAAAUAAAGACACUUCGAAUAUAACGAAAAAAGUCUGCGGUGCUUGUGACUGUAAAGAUGAUCGCUAUCACCGAGAAGAGUGUCCUGAUAAGGUUCCGGGCCAGACAGCUCUGUGCCAGGCUUGCGGCGGUAACGCUAUGCCAGGUCACACAUGUAAGGAACAGGAAGACAAAAUGGAAAACUGCAUGAAGCCCAAUAACCCUAAAGAUUCCAAGAAGGACAAGGAUGCUGCGGCAGUCGCUUACGUGCUAAGCGUACCGACGUUUAAAGAGGCGAAUCAAAAAAUAGACUAUGCUUACUAUCAAUAUUUAAACACGAAAGAAAGCAUGUCAUUGACUGAAAAAAGAGUAAGUUCCUGCGGUUGUGGCUGCAGUAAAGGAUGUGCAAGUGCUGUGCCUCCAAAAGAAUCUACGUACAAUUCAUUAAGCGUGCCUAAUAUGCAAUCAUUAAAUAAUAAGAAAUCUUCACGCACUAUAGGGUCCAACACUCAAUUUGUAUACAAUGUGAGUGUAACCCAAGACAAACAACUUUGUCUGGACAUUCCUGAUGACAAGGAUUGCAAGUGCAACCCACCAGUACCCACUCCGUCGUGCAAAACCUUUGAUUGCGUCUGUUUAACUGAGGCAUUGAAUGUAGCGGCCAGGAAGAAGCAUAAAGCGUAUUGCCCUUUGUAUAGACACAAAAAUAAUUGUCCUGUGACGAGGAUGAUAGAAGACGAGGAAAAGGCUGAAGAAGAUGAGGAAGCAGUAGAGCCGUUGCCAUACGGUUUGCCUCCGAUCAAACUUGGUCCUUGCCCCGUCAUAGGCCGACCAUGCUCAGUUCCAGAUGGCUUUGCAAGGAUGUACAAAACAGCUGCUCAGCCACCACUUCCCCCGAGUUACAGUGACACUGGAAAAGUAUGUUGUUCUAAAGAAUUUGAAAGAAUUAAGGCUGCUAUAAGAGAAUACAUGAAAUAUGAGAAAGAGAGAGACAUGCGGUGCGUAAACACGUUUAAUGUGGACACAGAGAGAAGGUGUUGUGACAAAGAACAGGUUCUCCUGUCGCAGAUGGGCAAAAGCUGCUGCGGAGUGCACAAGCUAGCUUUACAUGAGAAGUACAAAGAAGAGAAAAAGUAGCAAUAGUAACGCAUUGAUUAUUUUAUUUUGUAACCCGAUAACAUCAUAUUAUAAAUUUUGAUACUAAA